Molecule: messenger RNA, 1614 nt
Organism: Fonsecaea nubica
Lineage: Eukaryota; Fungi; Ascomycota; Eurotiomycetes; Chaetothyriales; Herpotrichiellaceae
Exons: 3
Coding region: 1-1614 (537 amino acids)
Biological process (GO): DNA-templated transcription; regulation of DNA-templated transcription
Cellular component (GO): nucleus
Molecular function (GO): DNA binding; DNA-binding transcription factor activity, RNA polymerase II-specific; zinc ion binding
Source: RefSeq, a predicted model, not a curated record
AUGCGGCCCAAAUCAGCCUGUGUCAUCUGUCGGAGGCGGCGGAGGAAAUGUAUACGCUCUUACCAGGGAACGACGUGCGAUUUCUGCGCCGAGAGGAACUUGCAGUGCGUUUUGAGCCAAGAGACCGAUUUCCACGAAGACGGCUACGAGCCCAUCGUUCCUCGACGGAUACAUGCUCUCACGCACAAGUCUAAGCUCCUUCCACCUCCAGACCUGUGCGAGGAGCUGAUCAAUCUCUACUUCCGCUACGUCCAUGUUUCGUUCCACGUCUUGUUUCACAAGCCGUCCUUCUUGGCCACUUUCAAGAAUGGCUCCUUGCCGAGGAUCCUCCUGCUCGCAGUCAUCGGCAUGUCGGCACGCUUUUCACAGCACGAGAGUCUGAUCAAGAAGCCACCGAAAGAGCGAGGUAGACCCUUCACCAAAGAAGCAGAGCGGCUGUUGAAUCUACACGACAUUUCCCUCACUACUAUCCAAGCAUGCCUUUUGCUGGGAGCGUCCGCCGUGAUCGAGGGUGAAGGGGCGACAGAAUCGGUUUUCUUCAGUAUUGCUUGCCGCAUGGGAAUGCUUCUAGACCUUCCUAAUGCGCCGGUCACCACGCGGAUUCAUCAGGAACUCAACUUUAGAGUGUGGUGGGCGCUGUACGAAACGGACACAUGGUCAUCGACGGGAGUGCGACUACCGAAGAUGAUGCCGCUGCGCAAUGUGCCGCUGCCUAUGGCCGAGAAGAGAUUCCUCGAGCUUCCAUCCACGGCGCCACCGAAUCGGACCUAUAUUGCUAGCCGAGGAUCCCCGACGGCGAAAUCACCCGUGCCACAGGACUCGCUGAUAGCGCAUUCAGUAGUGGUCAACCAAAUUUUCUCUCAGAUCGAUGCGGUGAACUCACGAGCCGUCUCCGGUGAGCUGCAAGGUGCUGAACUAACACAGGCUGUCGAGCGCGUGUCAGAGGAGCUGGACUCCUGGGCCUGUAGCCUUCCCGAGAGGAUGGUCAACACGUCCGAGAACCUGUUGUACUGGACAAGGCAGGGUUUCGGCAACAUAUUCGUCGUCCUCCACAUGGACUAUUGCCACCUAUGCCAGCUCCUCUUUUACCAGUUCCUCCACGGCAGCACGAACCACGCCUAUCACCAGCAGGGCCAGGAGCACCAUCAACUGAGGAGGAGCCAGUACGCGCAAAAAUGCAGAAAAUACUCGACGGACGUGUGCAACCUCAUCCACCUGGCGAGCGAGACCGAAGGCGCCGAACUCCUCAACUCGAUCGUCGGCCACGUCCUGGCCAUCGCCUCGACCGUCCAACUGCACAUUCUGCUCUUCAGCGACGACGCGGCGGACAUCCAGCGCGCGCGGCGACUGCUGGAACGCAACUUUGAGCUCCUCACCCGACUGAAGACCUUCUGGCCCUGCAUCGACAUAUCGUUUGCCCGGUUCGAGGCCUUUCACAGAGCCUGCCUACGGUGCCAGGACGACUCGCACUUCCAGAUGGACCAGUGGAUGCUCAAGUUCAUGCUCGAAUUUGCGGCGCCUCUCGCGGAGCGGUAUGAAGGUGAGGAGGAAGGGGGCCCCGAGGAUAGUGUGGUCCACCAACGCCCGUGGUCUUUGAUCAACACUGCGCUUUAG